This is a messenger RNA of Suillus subaureus, 237 nucleotides long. RefSeq lists its product as uncharacterized. Gene Ontology annotation, biological process: regulation of DNA-templated transcription. Gene Ontology annotation, molecular function: DNA-binding transcription factor activity. The coding region runs from base 1 to 237 and encodes 78 amino acids. The record is from RefSeq and is a predicted model, not a curated record. The transcript is spliced from 3 exons. Lineage: Eukaryota; Fungi; Basidiomycota; Agaricomycetes; Boletales; Suillaceae.
AUGCACCCGCAGUUGUCCGAUAAACGAAUAGUUUGCAGAGAAUUCAUCCAGGCACUGGAUGCAUGUCAUGUUAAUAACUGGGCACGACUAACUGGUGGUUGCAAUCAAGAAAAGGACAGCCUUAACAAAUGCCUUCGAAAAGAGCGCGUCGAGCGUUCGACUCGUAACCGCACCCAGGCCAAAGAGAAACGUUUGAAAACUGAACAGGCUUGGAAGGAACUUCAUCAGGAUGAUUGA